Molecule: messenger RNA, 645 nt
Organism: Tetrahymena thermophila SB210
Lineage: Eukaryota; Ciliophora; Oligohymenophorea; Hymenostomatida; Tetrahymenidae
Exons: 1
Source: RefSeq, a predicted model, not a curated record
AUGUGGAAGAAUAUCUAUCAUAAAAAUCUUUAUUAUAACAAGAAUAAUUAUUAUUUAUCUUAAUAAUAAUUCUAGUUUAUCUAAAAUAAUUAUUAAAAAAAUUUCAAUACCAAAGAUUAUUUUAUUUACUUAUUCAAAACUUAAAAACUAAAUCAACUGCAGUUAAUUUAAUAAUAUAUUUAUAUUAACGUUUAUAGUAUUUUGUUAACAGCAAUAUAAAUGAAUCAAUAGCAAACAAAUGCUAGUGGAAUAAAGCUAAGAUUAAAAAAUAUCAACUUGAAAUUUGAAGAUUGUAAAAUUAAUCUUCAUGAAUGUAUUAAUGAUAAAAAAUCAACUUAUUACAUUCUUAUCAUAAAUUAGAAGCAGCUAUAGCUUGGUAUAAAAAAGAAAAAUGCACUAGCUCACCCAUAACAUCAAAUUAAUUAAUUAAUAUUUUAUUAAUAAAGAUCUAAAAAUAGCAAGAAUUAUUUAUUACAUUUAUUCACAAGGCGAGAAAUGAUAAAAACAAACAAACCAAUCUUAUUAAUUUUCUAUAUAUUAAAUUAAUCUAUUUACAUUAAAAAAUAUUCUUUUAUUAAUAUCCAAUUAUUCCUUUGGUGUUACUCUAAUAUUAUAUGUAAGGGUUAGAUUUUUUAAUGGUAUUGA